CAAAGUGUCAUUUGGAUGGACACUGCUUCAGAGGUUUGGCUGGAUCUCAAAGAUCGUUUCUACCAAGGAGAUAUCUUUCGUAUCUCAGAUCUUCAAGAAGAAAUUUACACUCUCAAACAAGGUGAUAGUUCUAUCUCUGCUUAUUAUACCAAAAUGAAGAAACUUUGGCAAGAAUUAGAUAAUUUUAGGCCUAUUCCUGAAUCCAAUUGUGUCAAUAACUGUGUUGCUAUGGCAAAGAUGAAAGAAUACAAAGAAAAUGAUCAGGUAAUACGUUUUCUUAAAGGCCUAAAUGAUCAAUACUAUGCUGUUAGAUCUCAAAUUAUGCUCAUGGACCCUCUCCCUAAGAUUGCUAAGGUUUACUCUUUACUUGUGCAACAAGAGAGGCAGAUAGUUAUUCCUAUUGAUGAAUCUAAACUGUUAGCAAUCAAUGGUUACAAUUCUUAUGCUGGGAGGGGUCAAACUAGCAGAGGUAGGGGCUAUAGAGGUGGUGGUAGGUCUAAUGGAGGUCGUGGCAAAGGUAAAAUGUUAUGCAGUCACUGUGGCCAGACCAACCAUAUCAUAGAUAACUGCUGGAAGAAGUAUGGAUACCCACCUCAUAUGCAACACCUGCAGCAUAAUGGAAAUAAUGGAGCUGUCAAUAAUUGUGUUACUGGUAAUGGUGAUGAUGAUGAGUCCCAUACUGUUACUUGUGAAGAGGAAAAUGUUGACUCAGAAGCUGGGAAACUGUUGCUCACAUCAGCUCAACAAAAAGCAUUGCUUGCACUCCUCCAAGGCUUACAAUCAUUGCCCUCUCAUAGUAUUAACCAUGUAACCACAAACUCAGGAUCAUUGCACAAAGAGGAUGAUUGGUGUAGCUGAAUUGAAUCAUGGACUAUACAUUCUCAAAUCACCAGCUGUUAGUUUAGGGUCAAUACCAAAUAAAAAUUGUAUCAAUUCCAUUUCUAGUUUUAGCUUACAUCAGUCUAGUGUUAAUGCACAUAAGCCAGUUGAUUGUACUAUAUGGCAUAGAAGAUUUGGCCAUGCAUCUGAUGUAAAACUUCUUGAAAUCAAUAAAAUUUUUCCUUCUGUUCAAUUUGUUCCUUCUUCAAAUCCUUGUGAUACUUGUUUUUAUGCUAAACAAAAAAGAUUAUCUUUUAAUCUCAGCUCUCAUGUGUCUAAGCAUAAUUUUGAUCUCAUCCAUAUUGAUAUCUGGGGACCACUAGCUAUUCCUUCAAUGACAGGACAUAA
Messenger RNA from Trifolium pratense (red clover), 1227 nucleotides. RefSeq lists its product as uncharacterized. Lineage: Eukaryota; Viridiplantae; Streptophyta; Magnoliopsida; Fabales; Fabaceae. Bases 16 to 858 code for a protein of 280 amino acids. The record is from RefSeq and is a predicted model, not a curated record. The transcript has 2 exons.